AUGCAUAAAAAUAUAUGUCCAUUUUGUCUUGCAUAUUACCGUUCUUAUAAACAAUUUUAUGAUGUAAAUGGACAUUUCAACACCAAAAAAUGUAAAAAUGAACAAAAUAAAAUUAUUACAAAUAAUCAAAAAAGAGAUAGCUUUUAUAAAAAAUUAAUGGAUAUUACUGGUGAAAAAAUAAAAUAUCCAACAAAUGAUCCAGAUGACCCAUGUAAACAUUUAUGUAACCAAAACCAAGAUGAAAUUUUUUAUCAAGAAAAUAAUGAAAAUAAUGAAAAUAAUCAAACAAUUGAUAAUGAAGAAAAUCAUGAUAUAAUUGGGUUGGUACAUAGUGAAGAUGAAAACAAUGAAAUUAGAAUAGAUGAAAAUGAAGCAAACAUUAAUAAUGAAAAUAAUGAAAAUAAUGAAAAUGAAAAUGCUCAAAACGAACCAAUAAAUAAUAAUCUAAAUAAUAAUUUAGAUAAUGAAAAAUCAAAAAAAAAAUUAAAUGAAACUGAAAUUGAAUUUUUAAUGUUGGGAAUUGAAAACUCAAUAAGUUUAAAGCUACUUGAAAAAUUUAAAAGUUUUAUUGACAAAAAUAAAACCAAUUUAAAUCAAAUAAGAUACACACCUCAAUAUAUGGAUAAAUUAUUUAUGGAAGAUUUUCAAAUAAAAGGAGAAACAUUUAUAAAUAAAAAUUAUGAUCACUCAAUUUUUUAUUUUGAAAUUAAAAAAGUAUUAGAAACUUUAUUAAAUAAAAAGCAAUUUUUUGAAAGAAUAGAUUUUGAUACAGAUUUUGAAACUGGAAUUUAUACAAAUUAUAAAAGUGGUCAACAAUUUAAAGAUUUAAAAAAUAAAAAUAAAAAUAAAAUUGUUUUACUUAGAAUAUUCACUGAUAGUAUGCAGUGUCAAAACAAGAAAGAUUAUACUAUAAUGCUGGAUAUAGAAAAUUAUAUUGGAAAUGAAUUUAAAAAUAAUAAAUUAUUAUUAUUUGUAGUACCAAAUGAUUGGUUACUUAAUUUUCAUCAAACAAUUAGGGCAUUGUUUUCAUCUUUUAUUGGUAAUGGCUUUAAUUUAAUUAUUGAAAAUGAACAAAUAGAUGUUGUACCGUUUGGACUGACAAUGGAUAUUCCAGAAUUUAGAGCAUCGUGUAAACUUAAUGGACAUAAUUCAAAUGAAUAUGCAUGUCACACAUGUGACAAACCAAGAGAUGGUUUAUUUAUUUGCAAAUCAGGUACAUUAAGAAAACAAGAAGAUAUUACAAAUUUUCACUCCAACAAACCAAAUUAUGCUGAAUUAAAUGCUGAUAUAGAAUUAAAAAAAGUAUGGGAAAAAAAAGCAAAAGAUAUUGGUAUCAAAGGUGUGGACAGAGGGUGGGUCGAACCCUUGUCCAUUAAUUAUUUAAAAACACAACCAGACAUAUUACAUAAUAUUUUAUUAGGUGUCGCACAAAGAUGUUUAAAUUACAUUUUUGAUAAAUAUAAAAAUAAAAUUGCAAAUUUUUUAAAUAAUUUAAAAAAUGCAAAAAUAAUAGAUAACAAACCAAAACCUUCAAUUUCACUAUUUGCAAAUAAAACAAGGAAAGGAAGAGAGAAUAGAUCAAUAUUAUAUUACCUUUUAAUAUCAAUUAAAAAUCAAAUAUCAAAUGAUGAUUUUUUAAUUAUGGAACAAUUAGUAACUAUAUGUUUUAAAUUAUAUAGUGACUCUUUUGAUGAAAAUGAUUUAAAUUCACUUCAAGUAUUAAUUGAAUCGUUUAAUGCAAAAGUAAAUUUAAUUAUUGAAACAGAAAUAAUGAAUUUCCACUUGUUGUUACAUUAUCCAAUUUAUAUAAAAAAUUGGGGUGCACCAAAAUACACUUCAGCUGAAACUUUUGAAGCACAAUUAUCAAGAAUUAAAAAUUAUUUAAAAAAUAAUACAAAUAAUAGGGAUGAACAAUAUGAAAGGGUUACCAAAUUAAACAUGGUGAAAUUUUUUAAUUCAGUAGAUAAAUUAAAAAGUAUUGAACCUGAAAGUACAGCAUUAAUUAUUGGUAACAAAAUAAAAAAUCCAGAUAAUUUAGAUAACAUAAAAAUUAAAUUAGAUUCAUUAUUUCAAAAUUAUAAAAAUAUAACUUUUCACUCAUCAAUUAAAAAUAAUAAAGAAAUAUACAAUGUUGGUGAUGCAGUUGAAGUUGCAUCAGAUAAUGAACUUUCAGGUAGAUGGUCAGGUAUUAUCAAUUCAAUAUCAAUGAUUGAAAUGGAUGAUAACAUAAUAAAACAUGCAAUAUUAUUAAAUUAUUUUGACAAAUAUGUUGGUGACCAAUUUAAUAAAUACCAUUUUCUUUCAAAUGAAUUAAAUUAUAUUACAUAUGAUAAUAUUCUAAAUAAUGUUAUACCAAUUCAAAUUGAUGAUACCAAUUACCUUAUUAUUUACAAGUGCCACGAUAAAUUCUCGGCUUCAAAAAAUAAAAAAUCAAAAAAUUAA
This is a messenger RNA of Dictyostelium discoideum AX4, 2442 nucleotides long. RefSeq lists its product as hypothetical. Lineage: Eukaryota; Evosea; Eumycetozoa; Dictyosteliales; Dictyosteliaceae. The transcript has a single exon. The coding region runs from base 1 to 2442 and encodes 813 amino acids. The record is from RefSeq and is a predicted model, not a curated record.